Dimorphilus gyrociliatus is the source of this 359-nucleotide messenger RNA. Lineage: Eukaryota; Metazoa; Annelida; Polychaeta; Dinophilidae. The record is from the annotation of a GenBank genome assembly.
CAAUGAGCUUAAACCGUAGUUAUUUUCAAGACGUUUUGCGCUCAAGAGGGAGAAAGUAUCACUAAAACAAGACAGAAACUUAAUUCCUUUACCUUAUCAUGUCUCACAACGGCUUUUAUUAUUCAGAAAAGUACUGCGACGACCUUUAUGAGUACAGGCAUGUUGUGGGACCGAAAAACAUUGGAAAAAUGAUAACGAAAGCCAAGCUUUUAACGGAAGCUGAAUGGAGAAAACUAGGGGUACAGCAGAGUCAGGGUUGGGAACAUUAUGCAGUUCAUAAUCCAGAGCCCCAUAUUCUACUUUUUCGUCGUCCCUUGACCCACCCGAAUGCCGGACCGAAGAAAAUUGAAGGCAAUUAA